CUUCAGGUCACUGGGAAGCAAUAUUUAGAAAUUUGGCUCAUGCUGAGUUUCGGUCUUUUCGUUUCCCACUGUUCAGAAAAUUCUAAGGAAAAAGAUGCAAAGGAUUGGUUUGAAAUACCUGCUUGUGGAAUAUUUGUAUCGAAAAUCGUCUGUGACAAUGGGAAUGUUUUUCUCUCAGAUAUUAAUCUAUAUCCUUGGUCUGAACAGCAUUUACUUCUGUGCCCUUCAAAUAUCUCAUUUAAAGUUAAUAGAGUUUUGAAUGUAAAUCAAACUCAUUGUAAUAGCCUUUCUACAAAUAUGUGUAUACCCACAACUUUAAAAGAAGUACAACAGAAGUUUUUGGAUUUAUUAUCUGCUGUUAUACACGAUUCAGUUAACUUUGACUUGUUAUAUGAUACAAAUUACUCUUUCAAUGUAUCUGAUGUAUUGGGUGAUAAUCGGUCAGGUUCUUUAUUCGGUUUACUGUUUAGUGGCGGUCUAGACUCAUCUGUUAUCGCAGCAUUACUUGACAGAUUUGUUCCUGAUGACCAGUCCAUCGAUCUGAUUAAUGUCGCUUUCCAAAGGAGAUGUACUGGUGUUUCUGUUAACAAUAGUGAUUGCUUGGACAAAGACUGUCUAAUUUCCGCCGAAGAGGCCCCUGACAGACAAACUGCCCUGAAAAGUUAUGAAGAGUUGUGCAAAUUAUCUGCCCGACGUAAAUGGAAUUUGAUAAAAAUUAAUGUAAAUGUCAGUGAAAUUUCAGAGGCCAGAGUUAAACAUGUAUGGCCAUUACUGCUUCCAGGACAUACAACUGUUUUAGAUGAUAGUCUAGGUUUAGCUCUUUGGUUUGCAGCCCGUGGAAAAGGUGUUUUACACAGUUCAGGUGAAUUCGAAGAGAAAUGCACUUCGUCAGCAAAGUUUCUGUUCCUCGGUUCUGGUAUAGAUGAACAAUUAGCUGGUUAUGCUCGUCAUCUAACAACAUAUAAGAAAUUCGGCCCAGAGGCACUACAAAACGAACUUUUAAAGGAAAUACUUUUUAUAUCUAAUCGUAACCUAGGAAGAGAUGACCGAAUAAUUUCCGCUCAUGGACGAAUGCCGCGUUUACCUUAUCUUGACGAAAGAAUUGUGAAUUUUUUAGCUAAAAUUCCUUUGGAAUUUAAAAUAAAUCCAGAUCUGCCUAAAGGUCAAGGAGAGAAAUUUUUGUUACGUCAAGUUGCUUCAAUGUUGAAUUUGAAUUAUGCGUCUAAACAACCGAAACGUGCAAUGCAAUUCGGCAGUCGUGUGGCUAAAGCUGAAGGAUCUAAACGUUUGAUUGGAUCAGCUGACCAAAUAAAGUUCGCAUAUCAGUCUGAAUCACAAAAUUUUUAGGCUAAAUCGUCAUGCUUAGUUUGGUGGAUUGUGAGAUUCUUCAGUAUUAAUGGAGUUCUCUUCUUCAGCACAUCUUCAUAAGAAUAUUGAUAUUGAAAUUUUUACUUUAAAAAACUCAUAUUCUGAGGACGGAUCAUCUGCAAUCCAAACUGCUGUUUCUUUACUAUCAUGUGAAGAGAAGAUGAAUAUAAUCAGGUGAUUUACUAACGACUGAGACAUUUAAGUGUUCUUGUGAACUAAACAAAAAAUGAAUGUUAUUUUGUUUAAUCUAAAUGAUUAAAAAUAGUCAUCACCGAUUCCAAGUAAAUCAUUUUGUCCCUUUUUUUAAAUUUUUAUCUCAUUUAUUUUAUUGCAACAGGACUUUAUUUGCUUGCUUGAAAUUACUACAUGACCCGAUCUACUUUUUAUGUUUCCAAAUUGAUAGAUUGUGUUGUUUGUUCUAUAUUGUUUUUAUCGUACACAUAAAUAUAAGGAAGUAUACAUUUGUAUACGAACUCAUUAAUAAACAGGCAGAAACACAAACAUACAUAAAAACUAUUUCAUUUCGCUCUAUUCUGUUAAUUUCUGCUUAUUUAUUACAAUAUACAGAGAAAAUUGAAGAAAUUUGAGAUUUUGUUCUACAUAGGUGAAUUUAAUUAAUAAACUCAUCUUUUAUUCCACUACUUUUAUUUAAGCAAUUUUAUUUCAUUUCUCAUUUUGUUUGUUUUUUUUUCUCCAGUUUACGUUAUUUGUUUUUUGC
Messenger RNA from Schistosoma mattheei, 2086 nucleotides. Lineage: Eukaryota; Metazoa; Platyhelminthes; Trematoda; Strigeidida; Schistosomatidae. The record is from the annotation of a GenBank genome assembly.